Messenger RNA from Perkinsus marinus ATCC 50983, 2800 nucleotides. RefSeq names its product peroxisome assembly factor-2, putative. Gene Ontology annotation, cellular component: peroxisomal membrane; cytosol. Bases 1 to 2784 code for a protein of 927 amino acids. Lineage: Eukaryota; Perkinsozoa; Perkinsida; Perkinsidae. The transcript is spliced from 24 exons. Gene Ontology annotation, biological process: protein import into peroxisome matrix. Gene Ontology annotation, molecular function: ATP hydrolysis activity; ATP binding. The record is from RefSeq and is a predicted model, not a curated record.
AUGCCGGCGGAAGGCAGCAAGAUGCAGCUGAAGGCGUAUAGGCUGCUGCAGCCGGUGCCGCUCCCUGCAGACUCGACGCACCUACUACCCCGGGACACGCUCUCGGAGGGAUUUGUCAAUCGUACACUAUUCGAGAUACUGUGUCGAAAAGCAGGAGCAACAGACCCAGACAAGUCGAGCAUUUACGGCUAUCUCUCGAAGGUGCCUCCGAGUAGUAGCAGUAGUCAGGAAGGUCCUUCGAGCCGGUGGAUGAAGGGCUGGUCACAGCAGCAGGAGGAGUUGAUGCUACCCGUUAGAGUCGUACGCCUUCUACCCUUCCCACAAAGCCUGCCUGGAGAAGUGGAGAGAGCGUGCUUUGCGGCGCCCGAGGCAUCCAUGGCGCUACAUUUGCCUCCUACAAUACUCACAGCCUUGCACCUUACUGUGGGACGGUCGAAGGUGUCUUGCCGGCCGAGCACUAAGCCACCGUUGAAGGCUAAGAGCGUACAGAUGGUCGAGGUGGCGUUUGGACCGCUCGGCCAGCGUGAUCGUUCGCUCCAAUCUCGUGCACUUGGUGAGUUCCUCAAGGUCCCACGGCUGAUGAAGGUGGAUGAGCUUUUCGGGGUACCAGCAUGGGGGGUCAGACGCGGCCUGUGUGGUAUGGAAGGUGUUGAUGUCACUAGCUUGAGAGAAGAGGACGCCUAUGAUUUAUUCGAUACAAGUGCUUCGGAAGCCGCCCCUCGUGAUUGGUUUAGCCCACAUCGGCGACUCCAACGUGCUCGAGCUCAUCCGGUAUACGGUACCGCUUUCGUUGACAUGAUAUACUUCCGAGUGACAAGCGCUACUUUGGAGAAUGGCCAGUCGGCGGCCACAGAUGGUUUGAGUUUUUAUAUGAGUUCCAGAGAUACGGAAGUGAUCAUGCGGACGAGCGAGCCUCGGGGUCUAGACAAGUGCUGGGGCAGUAUACCGCUGCUGCCCGCCUUCUUCACAGCAACUCCUCGCUCACUAGGCAUGCUACCGCAGCUAGCUGCCAUAUCGAGGGAGAUCAUAGCCGCUCUGUCGGUGGGCAACAUGGUCCUUGUCACAGGGGACAGAGGAAGUGGCAAGAUAUGCUGCAUUCGCGAGGCAUCGAACUGUAUGGGUCUGUCUGUCGGCGUCAUCACCUGUGGAGUGGAGGCUAAUACCGUCGCUGAUAUCUUCCCUAUAGUGGAAUCCCUCGUGAAAGGGAGUUCUGCACAGUCGGGGAAAACUCCAGGAGCAGUGGUGCUUCUAAGGAAUAUAACGGAGCUCUUUCCCACUGCAGCUGAGGCUUCACAGGAAGAGGUCAACAGGACCGGUCGUGUCAUCUCGGGUUCUCUCAAGGCUGUACGGGACAAGCUGCUCGACUACGGCGUCCUUCUUGCCGCUACAGCGACCAACGUAGACGAUCUUGACCGAGAGGUGGUGGACCUAUUCGAAUCGCAUGUCAACUUGGUACGAGCUGAUGAUGCCAUGCGUGAGGAAGUGAUCGAGCGGAUGCUGAGGGCCACUCAGCUUAGUCUACCUUUGAAUCCUCGAUUGAUAAAGGAAGGCACGGCUGGCCUUUCUAUUGGAGAUGUCCUUAAUGCUCUCACGAUGCUCACAUUGCUACCCGAGGGUUCUGAGGAGGCAGCAGCUCGAAAGGCGUUGAAGGAGUUUCAACAACGGCAGUCGGGCUCUGCUGCUACCGUCAUGAGCGGGGUUAAAGUCCAUUGGGACGACGUGGGCGGCAUGGACGAGGCGAAGCGAGAGCUCAGGCAUUUGUUAUCUUCGAUGGAGGCGAGGAAGCAAGGGAGUACCAGACGGCAGAAAUUGCGGACUGGAAUACUCCUGUUUGGCCCACCGGGUACGGGUAAGACCUUGUUGGCUAAGGCCGUCGCUACGGAGUCUCGUGCCUCCUUCUUGAGCGUUAAAGGUCCCGAACUGCUCAGCAUGUACAUUGGAGAGAGCGAGAAGAACGUCCGUGAUGUGUUCCAACGAGCUUUAGAGAGUCGGCCUAGCGUGGUAUUCUUCGACGAGGUGGACUCGCUUGCUCCACAUCGUGGUCGAGGAAGCGACAGUGGAGGCGUGAUGGAUCGUGUGGUUGCCAGCCUCUUGGCUGAGAUCGAUAACUUGCCUCCAGACGUUAUAGUGAUUGCGGCCAGCAACAGACCGGACCUGCUUGAUCGGGCACUCCUAAGGCCCGGCCGGCUUGACAGACAAGUUUAUCUAGGAGUACCAGACGACAAGCUACCGUUACUUGAGGCUAUCACAGCGCACAUGACACUGUCGGAUGAGAUGAAGGACUCGCUGAGGCAGAUGGCCGAGUUGGUGCCGGCAACCUUCACAGGUGCCGACAUUGCGGGGGCCUGCAGAGCGGCUCACAUCAAAGCCGUCAAGAGACAAGCCGCCGAAUUGGAUCUCAUCGCGAAAACGCUGGCUCCUGCUAGAGCUGCGACAGCAGUCCGAGAACUCCAACUGUUGAUUGGUGAAUACAAAUCGCAGAGUCAACAGCCGCCGUCCCAGGAGGAGGAAGAUUGCGCUUGCUCUGUGGACACUGUGGAUGAAGAUGUCUGCAGUGGCCCCCCGAACUACCUCAGGGCAGGUACAUGCCACAAGUGUGGCUCACAAUGCCUCUAUGUCGAAUCAGGAGAGCUGGUCAAAGUGAAGGGAGGCGUUCACAGUUUAUUAACGGUUACUGUCAGCUUGAACGACUUCAGAGAUGCAUUGGCUGGCAUGUCCCCUAGUGUCACAUCAAAGGAACUCGGUCGAUAUGAACGAAUGCGCCGAGAGUUUGCUAAUGUGUAAUUUUUCUACCGCAGUG